Lagenorhynchus albirostris (white-beaked dolphin) is the source of this 412-nucleotide messenger RNA. RefSeq names its product selenoprotein K (gene SELENOK). The record is from RefSeq and is a predicted model, not a curated record. NCBI's taxonomy places the organism in Eukaryota, Metazoa, Chordata, Mammalia, Artiodactyla, Delphinidae. Gene Ontology annotation, biological process: calcium ion transport; endoplasmic reticulum calcium ion homeostasis. Gene Ontology annotation, cellular component: Golgi apparatus; endoplasmic reticulum membrane. The transcript is spliced from 4 exons.
CCUCCUUCCUCAGUCACUGUUUUGUCUAUUCGUGGCCUGUGACGUCAGAAGGAGGAGCGCGGAGGGAGAUACGGAAAGUGAGAGGGGCCAGGCCUGACAGUCACUCUGGAGGCGGAGGAGGAGGAAGAUGGUUUACAUCUCGAAUGGACAAGUGUUGGACAGCAGGAGUCAGUCCCCAUGGAGAUUGUCUUUUAUAACGGAUUUCUUCUGGGGAAUAGCCGAGUUUGUGGUUUUGUUUUUCAGAACUCUGUUUCAGCAAGAUGUGAAAAAGAGAAGAGGCUACGGAAGCUCAUCUGAUUCCAGAUAUGAUGAUGGAAGAGGGCCACCAGGAAACCCCCCGAGAAGAAUGGGUCGAAUUAAUCAUCUGCGUGGCCCUAAUCCUCCUCCAAUGGCCGGUGGAUGAGGAAGGUAA